Saccharomyces eubayanus is the source of this 807-nucleotide messenger RNA. RefSeq names its product Cap1p (gene CAP1). Gene Ontology annotation, cellular component: actin cortical patch; F-actin capping protein complex. Gene Ontology annotation, molecular function: actin filament binding. Bases 1 to 807 code for a protein of 268 amino acids. The transcript has a single exon. Gene Ontology annotation, biological process: barbed-end actin filament capping; actin cytoskeleton organization. NCBI's taxonomy places the organism in Eukaryota, Fungi, Ascomycota, Saccharomycetes, Saccharomycetales, Saccharomycetaceae. The record is from RefSeq and is a predicted model, not a curated record.
AUGUCUAGUAGUAAGUUCGAAGAGGUUGUUAACAAGAUCAUAAGCGACAGCCCCCCAGGGGAGCUGAGAGAGAUCUAUGACGAUCUGAUCAAGAUCACUAGUGAAAGCUCGAAGAAUACUAUCUUGGAUGCCAUUGAAAACUACAACGUGCAGAACUGCAUCCCCAUAGAUGUCGACGGGACCUCCAUAAUCAUAUCUAAAUACAACAAGGAAGGUUCGAAGUUUUUCGACCCUGUACACUCCGUCAUUUUUUCAGUCGACCAUUUAGGGCACAGAGGUCUCGACAUCGAGCCGUACGAAUUUACGCACCCAAAGCUGGACAAAGAGCAACUGAAACGGUUGCACGAUCAAUUGCGCGAGUAUCUUGCUCAAAACUUCCCAGGCGACGUCAGUUUUGCCGUUUAUCCAGUUCCCGAGGAACCCAGUAAAAUAUCUAUCAUUAUAGUUAGUACCAAGUAUAACCCGAAUAAUUUUUGGAAUGGCCAUUGGAAAUCGAGCUAUAUUUACGAUUUGGACACUAAGGAACUGACCGGCCACAUUUCUACUCAAGUCCAUUACUACGAAGAUGGUAACGUUAGUUUCCAGUCCGGGAAGGCGAUUGGCCAGAAUAACGUAGUCGACGUUGUCAGCACAAUAAGAGAUGUAGAGACAAGUUUUGAGAAUGAACUGGACUUUUCUUUCUCUGACCUGAACGAAAAGCAGUUCAAAGCUUUAAGAAGAAGACUACCUGUCACAAGAUCAAAAAUCAACUGGGGUAAGGCCAUUGGUAGCUAUAGAUUAGGUAAAAAUGCCGCCGAAGGGAAAUAA